AUGUUAACUGCAGGCCUCGUGGUCGGACUGCUCGGUGCCCUCAUCUCGGCUCAGCGAGCGGAGCUCCUCAGUGCCGCUGUUGGAGGCUCUGUGCUGGUUCCCUGUAAACUCCCAGUUCCAACAAGGCCAAAGUGGUUUUACUGGCAGGAGGAUGGGACUGAAAACAUUUUGAUUCAUUGUGAACGAACGUGUAAACAAACAACAUCUGAAGUCUACAGGAACAGAGUUACAGUCUUUGCUUCUGAGUUUGGAUCGGGGAACAUCUCCAUUAAACUUCACAGUGUUACAGCUGCAGACGACCAGAAGUCGUUCUGGGUCAUGGCUUCCUUCAAAGACAGACAUGAGCGCCUCUGCAACUCAAUACUGCAGGUUUCAGCUCCCUACAGAGAUAUAAACCUGACCAUUGACACAGCAGACACUGCGACCUGCACAGCACGUGGAGGAUACCCUGAAUCCAGCGUGUCAUGGUCGGGUCAAAACACGACCAGUGGUGAAUAUGUGGACCUGCAUGAAUACAAACCGACCCACGAGAGGGACGCAAAGGAUGGAACCUUCACUGUGAGGAGCUCCGUCAGUGUGAAGGAGCUGGUGUCUGUGACCUGCCGCAUCACCAACCCUCGCUCCAACCAAAGCAUCAACACCACCACAAAGAUGGACAGAGAUGGUGCUGGCUGCAAAUCUGGCUAUGAAUCCAACGGACAACUUAAUGGAGAUCAGCCAGGAGGUGAAAACCAUGCAGACCAACAAAUGGAGCUCCAAGAAGAAUCUCAAGAGGCAGCAAAUGAAGGGAGCAGAGACGACGAGUUCCACAGGAUGAAGAUGAUGCACAUCGAGACAACGAGGACCAAAACCUUCUAGAUGGAGCAGAAAACCAGGAGCACCGCCCUGCAGGUGGUGCAGAGCAAGGCGGAGGCAGCGUGCACGCAAACACAGACUAAACUGAGGAUGGGUUUAUUGUUCGACUGCACUCACACACGCUGUGAGCAAGACGACGGCUGUGCGGCCGACACACCAGAGGCGUCGGCAGAGUCGUUUCCUGAAGAGUUUAAACCUUUUUAUUUGCACAGUUCAGUUUAAAACGACCUGUUAUUGGCUCUUUCUUAGUGCCAACGAGUUCUUCUCCAGGCUGACUCAGUGAAACCUACAGUAAAACCAAUGAACGAUGCAGAGAGCGGGCGGUGCUGUCACCACUGUGUGAACAUCAAAAUGACCGAAAAUGUUCUGUUUGAGCUCUGCUUUUGCCUCAAGACGCCAAGAACGAUGAAACGAUCAACUGUGCGCCGGUGAAGCUGCUGUGACUGACUGAGCUCAGCUUUCCUCAAGCAACAAAACAAGGAUUUUGCGUCUUUACUGUUUUCCAGCUGAACAGGGUCCGAUCAGCUGCACUGUUUUCUUGUUUGUCACUUUAUUUAAAGAUUGUGAACUUUAAGAGUCUACAAUCCAGAAUUUCAUAACUUAAUGCUGUUUUAGAUGUUAGCUGACAUCUGCUGUAUGCUGUAAAUACAGAUUAAAGGAGGCUGAAUCCA
Molecule: messenger RNA, 1526 nt
Organism: Neolamprologus brichardi
Lineage: Eukaryota; Metazoa; Chordata; Actinopteri; Cichliformes; Cichlidae
Source: RefSeq, a predicted model, not a curated record